ACCAAUCAGCUGAUCAAAUAAGGAACUAUGCACGUGAUUCCUCCCCCGAAAAAGAAAGAUGGCGGCGGAUAUUAUGUACACAAUACACUUGUAUGUCUUAUUUGUGCUUUUAACGCUUCGAUGUUCUUCUAGUUUUAUCGGCAAUGGUGAGAACUACCGACGGAAUUUAUCCCUGGAGCUUAACCCUGGUCUAAACUCCUCGCUGACGCCGCUACCCCCUGGUGUUGGCUUGCUCCAUGUGCGGGCGCUGGGCAAGAACGACACACUGCACUACCUCCUCUGCAGCCAGGGGGCGCCAGCAUUACUACUGGUGCACACAAACUCCACUUCAUCCAAGGUGGAGGUAGACUGGCCUGCCUUCUUGGUACAAAAUACCACAGGCAGCCUGAAAUUGACUCCGGAGAGCAGUGUUCUGUACAGCAACGCACUCGUCUUUACCAGGCUGUGGGAGUACGACGAUGUCAACGACACAGCCGUCCCCGAGCACCUACCCCCCUCCAGCUUCUUCCAGCCCUACGAGCUGCAGAACUUCACCUGGGAUGACCUGAACAAGACACUUGACCCCAUGGCCCACACCGCCCUGCUCUGUGGAAGAGGCGCCAGCGAGAGCUUCAGCAACGGUUCGCUCUGUCUGAAGUUCUCAGCCUUUGAUGUUAAGGGCCGGGACCAAGGCUGGCCCAGCCUCCUCCACAACGCAAACUCCUCCCAGCUGAGGGUGGUGCUGGACGGUGUGGUCCCGAGGUCCAAUCGCUCCCGCUUCUCUCUAGAGCUACAGGUUGUGGGCGGCACCCAGGCCAUGAGCAGAGUGGACGUGCUCCAGUCAAUAGAUGAUGAAUACACACCCUCCAUAUUCAAGGUAUCUCAGUGGGUGUCCUCUCCAGUCAACUCCACCUCUCCUGUUCUUGGCUACGCCCAAUGGAAGCCCGUGGCCUACCGCAGGCCAUCGCCUGUCUUUGAGGACGCCACUCCCUGCCGCCAUUCAACCCCUGUCCCCGUAGCCCAGCUUCCCCCCUCCGGCCUAGUGUGGGCGUAUUUUGGAGGGGAGCGCCAGACCACCGGGCUCAACAUGACCUUCAGUAUCACUGGAGACCCAUUCUACAACACCACCAACUACCUCAGCUGGACUGUGUUGGUGGGGCUGGGCUCUCCUCCUGUGGACUCGUUCUCUCCCCUGGUUCUGGUCAUCAUGGCGGUGGGGCUGGGCACUCCCAUGCUGAUCAUCCUGCUUGGCGGGGUAUGUGUGUGUGUCCGCAAGAACAGGCCCCAACCACAGGUCUAUGAGCCAAUCAACUGAGGCCAAGCCAGGAUAUGUGUACUUUUAAGUCCUGCUUUAACCAGUUUCUUGCCAAUGAGCAGACACCUCUGGGCCCAUUUUAUUCCCAAAUGUUAGCUGGAUUUAGCCUAUCGGAUAGGAUUAAAUGCAUAAGAAAUAGAAUGGAUGAAUCAUUUACUUGAAUGGGGACAACUUCUGUUACUUAUAUUUCUAUGCAUUUAAUCCUAUCUGAUAGGUGAAAAACUGGGCCCUGGUGUCCGGCAGGUGUCACUCAUUCAUACAAAAUUAAAAUGAGGUACAUGACUGUCUAAUAUGGCCACCCAUUGUUGGCACAACGGGCCAAUAAGGCUUUGACAGAAACACAUUUUUAACCACUUGCAUAAUUUAGGAAUGGGCUGAAUCAUCUUGUGGAAGAGAAAGCCCAUGAAUGAGUUGAUUUAGUUGUGCUUGGAAAUGCCAAAGGCUCCCUCCCAUCUCAAACCUAACAUUCCAUGUGAGAACAUACAGUGCCUUGCGAAAGUAUUCGGCCCCCUUGAACUUUGCGACCUUUUGCCACAUUUCAGGCUUCAAACAUAAAGAUAUAAAACUGUAUUUUUUUGUGAAAAAUCAACAACAAGUGGGACACAAUCAUGAAGUGGAACGACAUUUAUUGGAUAUUUCAAACUUUUUUAACAAAUCAAAAACUAAAAAAUUGGGCGUGCAAAAUUAUUCAGCCCCCUUAAGUUAAUACUUUGUAGCGCCACCUUUUGCUGCGAUUACAGCUGUAAGUCGCUUGGGGUAUGUCUAUCAGUUUUGCACAUCGAGAGACUGAAUUUUUUUCCCAUUCCUCCUUGCAAAACAGCUCGAGCUCAGUGAGGUUGGAAGGAGAGCAUUUGUGAACAGCAGUUUUCAGUUCUUUCCACAGAUUCUCAAUUGGAUUUAGGUCUGGACUUUGACUUGGCCAUUCUAACACCUGGAUAUGUUUAUUUUUGAACCAUUCCAUUGUAGAUUUUGCUUUAUGUUUUGGAUCAUUGUCUUGUUGGAAGACAAAUCUCCGUCCCAGUCUCAGGUCUUUUGCAGACUCCAUCAGGUUUUCUUCCAGAAUGGUCCUGUAUUUGGCUCCAUCCAUCUUCCCAUCAAUUUUAACCAUCUUCCCUGUCCCUGCUGAAGAAAAGCAGGCCCAAAACAUGAUGCUGACACCACCAUGUUUGACAGUGGGGAUGGUGUGUUCAGGGUGAUGAGCUGUGUUGCUUUUACGCCAAACAUAACGUUUUGCAUUGUUGCCAAAAAGUUACAUUUUGGUUUCAUCUGACCAGAGCACCUUCUUCCACAUGUUUGGUGUGUCUCCCAGGUUGCUUGUGGCAAACUUUAAGAAAUGGCUUUCUUCUUGCCACUCUUCCAUAAAGGCCAGAUUUGUGCAAUAUACGACUGAUUGUUGUCCUAUGGACAGAGUCUCCCACCUCAGCUGUAGAUCUCUGCAGUUCAUCCAGAGUGAUCAUGGGCCUAUUGGCUGCAUCUCUGAUCAGUCUUCUCCUUGUAUGAGCUGAAAGUUUAGAGGGACGGCCAGGUCUUGGUAGAUUUGCAGUGGUCUGAUACUCCUUCCAUUUCAAUAUUAUCGCUUGCACAGUGCUCCUUAGGAUGUUUAAAGCCUGGGAAAUCUUUUUGUAUCCAAAUCCGGCUUUAAACUUCUUCACAACAGUAUCUCGGACCUGCCUGGUGUGUUCCUUGUUCUUCAUGAUGGUCUGCACUUUUAACGGACCUCUGAGACUAUCACAGUGCAGGUGCAUUAUACGGAGACUUAAAUACAAUCUUCCUGUGUGUAAUCAUCAUCAUUAGUCAUUUAGGUCAACAUUGGAUCAUUCAGAGAUCCUCACUGAACUUCUGGAGAGAGUUUGCUGCACUGAAAGUAAAGGGGCUGAAUAAUUUUGCACGCCCAAUUUUUCAGUUUUUGAUUUGUUAAAAAAGUUUGAAAUAUCCAAUAAAUGUCGUUCCACUUGUUGUUGAUUCUUCACAAAAAAA
Molecule: messenger RNA, 3271 nt
Organism: Oncorhynchus keta (chum salmon)
Lineage: Eukaryota; Metazoa; Chordata; Actinopteri; Salmoniformes; Salmonidae
Product: glycosylated lysosomal membrane protein
Exons: 6
Coding region: 59-1294 (411 amino acids)
Cellular component (GO): lysosome
Source: RefSeq, a predicted model, not a curated record